Molecule: messenger RNA, 1395 nt
Organism: Triticum turgidum subsp. durum (durum wheat)
Lineage: Eukaryota; Viridiplantae; Streptophyta; Magnoliopsida; Poales; Poaceae
Source: the annotation of a GenBank genome assembly
AUGAGGGCGGCGGCGCGGCCCAAGAUCGGCGACAGGGCGACGAGCGACGUGGUGGUGCGGCUGCGGACGCCGGACUCGGGCCGGGACGAGUGGCUCUACUGCCACACCCGCGUGCUCGCCGCCGGGAGCGCCUACUUCGCCGACCGCCUCUCCGACGCCUGGCCGACGUGCCAGAUCCUCGACUCCCGCUACUGCGUCGAGGUCCACUGCCGCGACGCCGACCUCAGCUCCCACGUCACCGCGCUCCGCCUCCUCUACGCCGCCGAGCCCGUCUCCCGCUUCGGCGUCCGCGGCGCGCUCUCCCUGCUCGACGCCGCCGCGCACCUCGCCUGCGCCCGCACCGCCGCCGCCUGCGCCGACUACCUCGAGUCCGCCCCCUGGGACGAGGCCGACGAGGAGGAGAUCCUCGCCGCCGCCCCGCGCCUCGGCGCGCACCGCGCCCGCGUCCUCGCGCGCCUCCGCCCCGCCGAUCCGGCCCCCGCCACCGCCAUCUUCCUCUCCGCCUUCCGCCACGCGACGGCCGCGCCGUCGGCCGCCUCGCGGGAGCUCAAGCCCGCCGCCCAGGAGCAGCUGGAGUACAUGCUCACCGAGGACGACGACGCGCCGCUGCUCGCCUUCGGCGCCGGCAGCAGCGACGCCGUCAAGUCUCAGGUGAAGGGCUGCGUGACAGGCCUACUGAACAGCUUCAGCAAUUUCACCAGCUCCGCACUGACGAAGCAGAGGGAGGCCCCUUGCUCCGGCGAGCUUCAGCAGGAUCUGCACUCCUUCGUCUCCGACAUCGCCUGGGUCUGCCAGGUCCUGGGCAAGCUGGAGAUGAUGAAAUUCCUCGCAGCCUACUGGGUGGAAGCAUCGUCGGCCGUCGUCGCGGCCGUCGAGGCGGCGGCGGCGGAGUGCCACCCGGGGCCUGAAUGUCUGAAGACCAGGCUGAAGGUCGUGGAGAUAUCCGCGAAGGUCCUGGAGGCCGUCGCGUUCGGCAACGUCGUCCUCCCGGCGGAGAAGCGGCGCCACGCCGUGAGCGUCUGGAUCGGCUUCGCCGGGACAACGAGGCAUCUGGUGGAUGAAGCCGAUCGUGGCAACGACGACGGCGACGGCGACGACGAGGACGGUAAUAAUGGCGACGGAGACACUGAAGCCGAAGCUGCAUCAGCAUCAGCAGCAGCAGCAGCAGCAAAGAUCGGCCUGGACGGCGAGGUGUGGCAGGGGCUGGAGUCGGCGAUCACCUCGAUCGUGACGACGCUGCCGUCGAACACCCAGGCCGAGGUGCUGUCGGAGUGGCUUCAGUCGAAGCACGCCGCGUUCCCGGACCUGUCGGAGGCGUUCGACGCCUGGUGCUACAGGUCCAAGGUCGCCCGGAGGAGGCUGUCUUUCCUGAACAGCACCAAUAGGGCGUCCUGA